AUGCCGAGCCCCCGGAGGACCAUCGAGGGACGGCCGCUGGGCGCCUCGGGCGGGAACAGCGUCCCGGGCAGCCCGGCCCACGGCGGAGGUGGUGGCAGGUUCGAGUUUCAGUCGUUGCUGAGCUGCCGUGCGGGCGCGGAUCCUGCUUGCGCCCGGCUGCGCGCGUCCGACAGCCCGGUGCACCGGCGCGGCUCCUUCCCGCUGACCUCCGCGGGCCCCGCGCAAGCAGCACCGGCCCUGCCGCCGGAGGACGACCGUAUGAACUUGAACCCGUCCUUCCUGGGCAUCGCCCUGCGCUCCCUGCUGGCCAUCGACCUGUGGCUAUCCAAGAAGCUGGGGGUGUGCGCCGGGGAGAGCUCGGCCUGGGGCAGCGUGCGACCGCUGAUGAAGCUGCUGGAGAUCUCGGGGCAUGGCAUCCCCUGGCUGCUGGGCACCCUCUACUGCCUGCUUAGGAGCGACAGCUGGGCCGGGCGCGAAGUGCUGAUGAACCUGCUCUUCGCCCUGCUGUUGGACCUACUGCUGGUGGCUGCACUGAAAGGGCUGGUCCGCAGGCGUCGACCAGCACACAAUCAGAUGGACAUGUUUUUCACUCUGUCAGUGGACAAGUAUUCCUUUCCCUCCGGCCACGCCACCAGGGCCGCCCUGGUGUCGCGGUUCAUCCUGAAGCACCUGGUGCUGGCCAUUCCUCUGAGGGUACUGGUGGUACUGUGGGCCUUUGUCUUAGGGCUCUCCAGGGUCAUGCUUGGGAGGCACAACGUCACUGAUGUAGCUUUUGGCUUCUUUGUGGGCUACAUGCUGUACAGCAUUGUGGAUUAUUGCUGGCUGUCACCCCACAGUGUGCCGGUUCUCUUCCUACUGUGGAAUCAACAGUGAUGCCCUCACCUGGAUUGUUGGCACCAGGAGGUCUCAAGGUUUCCAUCUUCGAGAAGUCUGGCCUAAACCAGCCAUCCAGUUGCCCCUCAGACAUUUCAGGCACCUUUGGGAAUUCUGGGAUCCCACUGUCUUGGCAUGUCCCUAGCUGGAGCACGUACAUGCUGGCUAGUACUGAACACAGCUAUACUAGAGAAAGAAAGUCUAUUGUGUAUAUAUUCAAGACAGAUGCAAAGAAAUCAAGCUGACUGAUUAUAUAAUUGCUAUUUAUUUAAAGCUGACAGAUUUGUGUUAAUUAGUAGUCCCCAAACAACCAAUGUUAUCACUUGUAAAUUGAAUUUUAAGAGACAUGAGCUUCCAGAUAAACUAUGUGCUACUCCCAGCCCUUUCCCUGUGGUAGAUUUUAAACAGUAUUUUUAAAGCCAAAGGCUGAUUUUUUUUUUUUUUCCACUUCAUCCUCUGAAUAUCUGUUGCCAUAAUUGGAGCUUUUUCUUUCUCCUGAUUGCCUGUAACAAGCCCACCCACCUUUGUGGAUUAGGUAGUAAGAAGUGACGGACAGUACUUGCCUUUCUUCCUAUACCUCUCAAAAGGUCUGUAGAUGUUUACUUUCCAUUACUCUCUAAUAGUCUUUUAGCAUCCGUAGGACAAACCAAGAUGUUAAAGAAGACACACUCAAAAAGUGGGCUUGUCUAAGGUUCCCACAGAAAAGUAAGUAUGAGACUACUGUUCAUUUUCUAAUUCUGUUGACAACCAGUAGCAGUGCAUAGCAGGGGGCCAAGAAGCUGAGCUGGGGAACUUAGGAGCCUGGAAAUAGACCAACAGAUGUCAACAACCAGUGGAAGGAGAUGGAGCCCUGAUGCCCAUCAUCUCUGUGGAACAGAGCAAAUGGUCCUCCAUUAAGUAAAAAAAUGGAAACGCAAUGUGAUUUUCAGUAUGCUCGCAGAGCUUCCUUGUGUGUAUGCUACCCGUUUUCAUAUCAAUUCCACUUUGCCAUACCCAGCACACUUGACCUAACGGUACUUAACUUGAAAUUCUUCAGGAGAGCCUGUUGCCCUAAGUGACCACUAGGUAUGACUCCUAAAUUUCAGUUUACAUGGAAAGCUGUUCCUUCACGUGCCUCCCCCAAUCAUAAGACCAAAGAUGACCAAAUAACAUGGUAGACUCUGAUUAUUGUCUGACCUGGGAAGACCAAAGAGAGUAUGUACUGUAUAAAUCUGUAAAUGCUGCCCUAUCCAGAAAGAAAACCUUUAAAUCACUCUGGCAAUGUCGGGUCAGAUAACGACCAAUUGUUCUGGCAUUUAUAAAUAGAAUGGAUUAUUGGCUGUGAUCUAACAUGCAUGGGUGUGGACCAGACUGUGCAGAAUGGCCGUGCUAAACAGAUUCUCACCAGGAAGAAGCAGGAACUGUGAGAGCUGAGGGUCAGGCACACCAAUAGGAACAGCUCUUCCUCUGAGUAAACAGUCACUGCAUUUCCACAACACCCUGAACACUGACUACCUCUUUGCUUACUGACUCUGCUGAGCUGUGAGGUUCUAAGUGGUCUGUGUGUGUUGUUUAAACUUUCACAUUUUCUGAGGCUUUGGGUUUGGUUGGGGGGGAGACGGGGUGGAAACAGGGUUUCUUUGUGUAGCCCUAGCUGUCCCGGAACUGCCUCUGUAGACCAGGCUAGCCUUGAACUCACAGAGAUCCACCUGCCUCUGCUGGGAUUAAAGGUAUGCACCAUCACCACCCAGCUUUGGAGAUCAUUUUUAAUUGCAACAUUCAGGCGGAUAGUGUUUGCUCUUACCUUGUCCCCAGGUUUGAUUACUGAGGACUGGACCUAUCUUCUAGUUUCUAGUUACACUUCUAGAAUCCAUGUUUUGUUCACUGGGGCCUGAGUUUGCCAACUGUCUAAAAUAGGAUCAGAUCGAGUUAUCUGACUUCAUGGAUCACCCUAAGUUCUCUGGAGUAAAAAACUGAUUUUUCUUUUGUUGUUGUUAAUUGCUUGUACACUGAAGGAUGUCUUUUAAAAAUCAAAAUAAAGUAACCGGUAACGUUGA
Messenger RNA from Phodopus roborovskii (desert hamster), 2909 nucleotides. RefSeq names its product phospholipid phosphatase 6 (gene Plpp6). The transcript has a single exon. NCBI's taxonomy places the organism in Eukaryota, Metazoa, Chordata, Mammalia, Rodentia, Cricetidae. The coding region runs from base 1 to 873 and encodes 290 amino acids. The record is from RefSeq and is a predicted model, not a curated record. Gene Ontology annotation, molecular function: sphingosine-1-phosphate phosphatase activity.